GACAAACUGUUCCAUACUGUUAUCGAUGCCAUACGUACUUUCACUGCACUGAAGAGUCCCAGACUGGAGGAGGGAGCGUGUACUGUCACUGUUGAGAAUCUGUUACAUAAACCGCUCUGAAACUGUAACCACCUGACGACAGGAGCUUCAAGAUUUACCCAUAGAGAUAUCUACCAAUAAGUCUGGAACUAUUUUCAUUCUAACUUCAUAGAUAUAGAAAUAUAGAAAACAUCCACCAUCGGUCGAACAUUUGUGGAUUCUUCCUGACUAUUGGAACCACUGAACUUGAUUUGACAACGGUGAGGCACUCAGGCAGACUGUGGGACUGAGAUCAUUUAGCAGUGUUUCCACCGGAAGGAUUUUAACAGCGCAAAGAUGGCGGCUUCAUUGCUGAGGAUAGGGCGACUUGGCUCUACCAAGUGCGUACAGGCGGAGAGGUGGAGUGCUCCUGCAGCAGCUGCCCUAUCCACAAAAGCUGGUGGUCCCAAGAAGCCCAAGAAGAGCAGCUCAGGAAAAAAGUCCCAGGGCAAAACAUAUUUUGAUUUAGAGAAGCUUGUACCACACAGAAAAUAUGUGGAGUUUCCAAAGAAAGAAAUGACACCAGCUGCUGCAGCAGAACUUGUCGCCGCCCCAAAGCCUGUUGAAGCCGCUGCCGCAGAGCCAAUUGUUGCCGCGGCUGAAGCAGUUCCAGCCCCCGCUGCAGUUGAAGCCACCCCCGUCGUCGACACAGUCGCCCUCGCAACUGAAGCCAUUGUUGAAUCCGCCGCUCUUGUAGCCAAAGCCACCCCUAUUGUUGAAGCUGCAGCUGAAGCCGCCCCUGUUGUUGAAGCCGCUGCAUCAGUAGCUGAAGCCGCUCCUGUUUCAGCCGAAGCGGCUCCCACCGUUGAAGCUUCAUCAGCUGCCAACGCACAUGUUGAAGCCGUCCCGGAUGCUGCUGCCCCUGCAGAAGUGGUUGCUGAAGUUGCCCCGGUUGAAGCCAUAGCAGAAGUUGUGGUUGAAUCUGCAACCAUUGAAGCUGCGGCUGAAGCCCUUGUUGAAGUUGUAGCAGAGGUUGUGGCUGUAGCGGCCCCCAUUGAAGCUGCGGCUGAAGCCCUCAUUAAAGCUGCAGGAGAGGUUGUAGCUGAAGCUGCCCAAGUUGAAGCUGCAGCAGAGGAGCUGAUUGCAGAGCCCCCGGCUGAGGCAGAGCGGAUUGAGGCGCCUGAGGACUCAGUUCAACUAGACCCAAUCCAGAAGCUCUUCCUGGAUUCGAUCCGCGAGUACUCCUCAAAGAGCGUGGCCAGUGGCGGCUUGGUAGAUGCAGGCCCUGCAUAUGAGAAGAACUUGGCAGAGGAGCUGACUAAACUCCAGCGGCUUUAUGGUGGUGGAGACAUCACAGCUUUCCCAGAGUUCAAGUUCACAGAGCCCAAGCUGGAGGAAGUGGCCCCUAAGUAAACAUCACCAGUUUACUUUUCUGCAGCUUUUUCCUGUCCAGCUGUUCUAUGAAUAUUGGAAGUCUAAAGAUAACUGUAUCAAGUUGAUGCUAAAAUCCUUUACAUUUUCUAUGUGGGGGGAUAGAGCUGAUUCCAUAUAAAUAUAAAUUCUGACUUAAAGUCUGUUUUAGAUGCACAUGUUGGCGGUCAAGCGUAGGCUGAGCUGUGAAAUAUAUAUGCAUUUGCAUAGGAUGAUCCAGGAAUGUUGGAUGGGGGGUAAAUAAACUGAUCCAUAUUCUA
This is a messenger RNA of Salmo salar (Atlantic salmon), 1709 nucleotides long. RefSeq lists its product as uncharacterized. The record is from RefSeq and is a predicted model, not a curated record. NCBI's taxonomy places the organism in Eukaryota, Metazoa, Chordata, Actinopteri, Salmoniformes, Salmonidae. Gene Ontology annotation, biological process: proton motive force-driven ATP synthesis. Gene Ontology annotation, cellular component: proton-transporting ATP synthase complex. Gene Ontology annotation, molecular function: proton transmembrane transporter activity.